UGAUAGGAUGACAGUACUUCCGCAUAUAUACGUGAGCAUUUGCGUAAUCAGCCGGUCUGCCCCUCAGCGCGGCGCAAAUUCCGCCGUCGGCAAUGGUGGGGGCCGUCACACCCUCCUAUACCCGCUCGGCUUGCGGCGGCCUCGAGCUCGCGCACUCAUAGCUGUCGCAACAAAACACCACCUACAUACCCAUCAAUCACGGCGCUCCUGCACAGCUGUCAGAAUCAUCGUACCUUGUUUUCUCUCGAAGCUGAGCAAAGAAGAAUACGAAGAACGAACACGAAGAAAAAAAAGACCCGCGACUGUAUAAACCAUGUCUUGGCUUGACAUUGCCCCCGACAGCCCCUUCUCGCUGGCCAACCUGCCCUUUGGCAUCAUCAGCACCUCGGGAAACUCGACGCCUCGCGCCGCCGUUGCCGUUGGCACCUAUGCCUUUGACCUCUCGACUUUCUCGCCCGCAUCCGCCCCCGCAAAGGUCAAGCAGCACUGGGAGGCCUUCUCGCAGCCUACCCUCAACACGUUUGCCUCUCUCGGCCGUCCGUUCCACCGAGAAGUGCGCGAAUACCUGCAGACCGUGCUCAAGGAUGCCUCCAACAAGGAUGCGGUCAGCAAGUGCCUCAUCCCCCUCGCCGAGGUGACCAACCACCUGCCUCUCAAGAUUGGCGACUACACAGACUUUUACGCCUCGACAAACCACGCGUACAACAUUGGCGUGCUUUUCCGUGGCCCGGACAAUGCCUUGCAGCCUAACUACAAGCACCUCCCUGUCGCCUAUCACGGUCGUGCGUCAUCAGUGGUCGUGUCAGGCACACCAAUCCGCCGCCCAUGGGGCCAAAUCCUCCUGGACCCCAAGGCCGAGCCCAAGGUCCCCACAUUCACGCCCUGCAAGCGUCUCGAUCUCGAGCUGGAGAUGGGCAUGUUUAUCUGCACGCCAAACAACCUCGGCGAGCCGGUCGAUGUCCAGAGCGCCGAGGAGCACAUCUUUGGCUAUGUCCUGAUGAACGACUGGAGCGCGCGUGACAUCCAGGCCUGGGAGUACGUGCCACUGGGUCCGUUCACUAGCAAGAACCUGGGCACGAGUAUCUCGCCGUGGGUUGUCCUUGCUGACGCGGCUAUCCCGCGCACCGAGGGACUUCCGAACGAGAACCAGCUCGCCUCGUAUCUGCAAGAAGGCAAGAAGGCCAAUAUGCUAGAUAUUUCGCUUGAGGUGGACCUCAUUACUGCCAAUGGCAAGAAGAAGACUAUUACAAAGACCUCGUCCAAGAACCUUCUCUGGUCGUGGCCCCAGAUGAUUGCGCACCAUACCAUCACGGGCUGCAACCUACAGCCCGGUGACUUGUUCGGCUCAGGCACCAUCUCGGGCACCGAGACCGGAACCGAGGGAUCCCUGUUGGAGCAGACCAAGGGUGGUAAGAUGGUCGUCAAUGUGGAGGACGAGGAGCGCAAGUUCCUGCUGGACGGAGAUUCUAUCGUCAUCAGGGGUUGGGCCGGCAAGGACGGCGAAAGAAUCGGAUUCGGCGAGGUCGGGGGCCAGAUCCUCGCCCCUCUGGACUUGGGGAAGAAAUAAGAAUCCUCUGCAAAAUGGAACAGGACAAGCAUAAUAGAAUCAA
Emericellopsis atlantica is the source of this 1610-nucleotide messenger RNA. RefSeq names its product fumarylacetoacetase. The record is from RefSeq and is a predicted model, not a curated record. Bases 314 to 1567 code for a protein of 417 amino acids. Gene Ontology annotation, biological process: L-tyrosine catabolic process; homogentisate catabolic process; L-phenylalanine catabolic process. Lineage: Eukaryota; Fungi; Ascomycota; Sordariomycetes; Hypocreales; Bionectriaceae. Gene Ontology annotation, molecular function: fumarylacetoacetase activity. The transcript is spliced from 2 exons.